Messenger RNA from Tupaia belangeri chinensis (Chinese tree shrew), 930 nucleotides. RefSeq names its product olfactory receptor 7A10. Lineage: Eukaryota; Metazoa; Chordata; Mammalia; Scandentia; Tupaiidae. The record is from RefSeq and is a predicted model, not a curated record. Gene Ontology annotation, molecular function: G protein-coupled receptor activity; olfactory receptor activity. Gene Ontology annotation, cellular component: membrane. The transcript has a single exon. Bases 1 to 930 code for a protein of 309 amino acids. Gene Ontology annotation, biological process: G protein-coupled receptor signaling pathway.
AUGGAACCAAAGAACAAUACAGAAAUUUCAGAAUUUCUUCUUCUGGGAUUUUCCGAGAAACCAGAAUUGCAGUCCCUCAUAUUUGGGCUUUUCCUCUCCAUGUACCUGAUCACUGUGAUUGGAAACCUGCUCAUCAUCCUGGCCACCAUCUCAGAUUCCCACCUGCACACCCCCAUGUACUUCUUCCUCUCUAACCUGUCCUUUGUAGACGUCUGUUUCACCUCCAGCACCAUCCCAAAGAUGCUGGUGAACAUCCAGACACAGAGCAAAGUCAUCACUUAUGCAGGCUGCAUCACCCAGAUGAACUUUUUCAACCUCUUUGUUAUGUUGGACAACUUCCUCCUGACAGUGAUGGCCUAUGACCGGUAUGUGGCCAUCUGUCACCCCCUGCACUACAUGGUCAUCAUGAACCCCUGGCUCUGUGGGAACCUGGUUCUGGCAUCCUGGACAAUGGGUAUCCUGUAUUUUUUGCUACAAAGUUUCAUGGCAUUGCGGCUGUCUUUCUGUACACAUGUGGAAAUCCCCCACUUUUUCUGUGAGCUUAAUCAGGUGAUCCACCUGGCGUGUUCUGACACUUUUCUUCAUUAUCUGGUAAUGUACUUGGUACUUGUACUGCUGGUUGGUGGUCCGCUCACUGGGAUUCUUUAUUCUUACUAUAAGAUAGUUUCCUCCAUUCGUGCAAUCUCAUCAGCUCAGGGGAAGUACAAAGCAUUUUCCAACUGUGCUUCUCACCUCUCAGUUGUCUCCUUAUUUUAUUGCACGGGGCUAGGUGUGUACUUUAGUAAUGCUGCAACCCACAGCUCACACUCAAGUGCAGCAGCCUCGGUAAUGUACACCGUAGUCACCCCCAUGCUGAACCCCUUCAUCUACAGUCUGAGGAAUAAAGAUACAAAGAGAGCUCUGAGAAGAUUAUUUGGAAGAAAGUUAUGA